Messenger RNA from Archocentrus centrarchus (flier cichlid), 2010 nucleotides. Its product is annotated as B-cell scaffold protein with ankyrin repeats. The coding region runs from base 1 to 1884 and encodes 627 amino acids. Lineage: Eukaryota; Metazoa; Chordata; Actinopteri; Cichliformes; Cichlidae. Gene Ontology annotation, biological process: negative regulation of phosphatidylinositol 3-kinase/protein kinase B signal transduction; B cell activation; negative regulation of B cell activation. The transcript has 16 exons. The record is from RefSeq and is a predicted model, not a curated record. Gene Ontology annotation, molecular function: protein tyrosine kinase binding; signaling receptor binding.
AUGAGCCAAACAGCUGAGGAUCUGCUGAUCAUCUAUGACACCGAGGCAAAGCAAUGGGCUACCUACCUACAGUCAGUUUUCACUGGUUCCAUCUCAGAGGCCAGGAUCUGCUGCUGUGACAUUGCUACAGCGUCCAGUCGGAAGGGUGACUUCCUAAGCCUGGCCCGGUGUACCUGCAAGCUCCUAAUCCUUUCCAAGGGCUUGCUGGAGGGUCUUUGCCCAGCAAAGCACUUCUUCCUGUCCCGUGUGUUGAAUCCUGCAGCUCAUGUGGUUGUACUGCUUUGCGGGGUGGAGAGCCUGGCGCCCCUUCUAGAGCUGGUGCCUCUGAAUGGUCAGGAGUGCACGCAGAUCUCUAGUGAACAAGAUCCCUCUGAGUACCUGUCCACUGUGAUGGACAUUUUGGGAAAAGGUAUGUCCUCUGCAGAAAAUAUUGACCCCAUGACACAUAAACCAUCAGCAUCAGAGAUGACGGCGGUGCAGAUGCAGUUAACUGGAGCUGACGGUGCCAGAUCCAGCACUCUGGUUGUUCCUUCCAGAGUUCCCUGUGGGAGCUCCGUGGAGGUGUUUAUUCUUCUGAAAAAUGAGGUGGCUGGCUGCGACGCUGACGUUGUGUUUAGUGGUAAGAAUCAGACGCUAACAGUGAAGCCUCUGCGCUGGAAUGAGCGGAUCCUAUGUGUCAGGGCACCAGAUUUUCCUGCAGGAAAUGUAAGAGUGACGGUCUACAACGGUGGAGUGCCACUGAAUGAUGCACAGUUGCAGUACUACAGCAACAUGGAGGAAAUCACCUGUCUCCUGUCAAGGGUAGCAGACCCUGUAGAGUUCAUGUGUCAGGCUCUUCAGGUGUCCUCUGUGGACAGGCUGGAUCAGAAAUUGUCCUCCAUGCUGCUGGAGAACAUGCCCACAGGAGGCUUUCAAGGACUGCAGUGUGAAAACACACCUGAAAGAGAGUUCCACCACGCAGACAUACCCUCGCUCCUUCACUUUGCUGCUCAGUAUGGACUCAGAAAUGUCUCCAGCCUGCUCCUGCAGUGUCCAGGUGCUGAAAGAACACUGCACACGGCCAAUCGGCAUGGACAGACCCCCGCUGAGAUUGCCAAGAGUCAUGGCCACACGGAGCUUCACGUCUUCUUGAAAGAGACACUGAAUAUGCUCGGCUCAAGCAAGGACAGCGGUGAUGCCGGUGUGUACGAAAUGAUGUGCAGCGCAGGGAAUCUUUCCAUCACAGAUGCACAGAAAAUACAACAAGAGGAGGAUGAAGAGGGGGAGGAUGAAGAUGUCUAUGCACCACUGGGGGUGAGUGAUGAAUAUGACAACAUCCUGAACUCAGCUAAAGCGAAAGCAGUGGUUAUUGCCAAUCGCCCACCAGCACCCACACCCCGGCCUGAAGGCACCCAGGUGAUGGACAGCAAAACCCCUUACAUCACUCAAGUGUUCCAGAAGAAGAAGAAAGCCCUGGGCAAAGGUGAUCUGUACUCACUUCCCUCUAAACAAGUACACGGGCGAGAAGAGAGCAUGACCACCACCUAUGACACCUUUGUGCCAAACCAGAUAGAUGGGCUUCAGCAGCUCAUUGAGCUUCAACAGAAGGUGAAGUCGGGCUUGCUUACUGUGGACGAGGCUCAUGAACGCUUCAGUGACUGGCAGCACGUUCAGAAAGACUUAGAUGCCAAGCAGCAGGAGAAGCUGAGCCAUCUGAGAGCCAGUAUCGUCAACAAGAGUGAGGCUGCUGACAUCGUCUACGAUAAAAUCAACAUCGUUCAUCACACGCCAAGUGUCACGGUGAAUGGAAGUCGAAGAGGGAACCAAGCAGCGGAGUCUGAUUUUUACAGCAAGCCGCUUAAAGGGCAGCAGUCAAUUUUCUUUCGGAAAACAGAGAAACGGUGAAGGCUAAUGAGAAGUGAAGGGACGUUACUCAGUCCGCAUCCAGCUUAGCUUUCCUCUUUUGGGAUAAUUUGUAUUUGUGCAUUUGUUUAAAAAAUAUUUGCAACAUACCAUAUGUGAGAGAUUUUC